Messenger RNA from Struthio camelus australis, 13502 nucleotides. Lineage: Eukaryota; Metazoa; Chordata; Aves; Struthioniformes; Struthionidae. The record is from RefSeq and is a predicted model, not a curated record.
CUUGUUUUUAUCCUGGGUGCUCUUCUUUUAUAGCUACUCGUAUUCUUUGUAAUAUUGUGGAGAAGGAAUCUCCCACGAAACUUUUCCCUUUACGCUUCUGUGGGGGAGAGACGCUCAGAGGAGGAACCAGGAUCCCUGGGCUGCAUAAACAAGGAAGGCAGGAGUCCAUCUAAGCAAAGCUGGAAGGAUUUCACCUUGUUGCUGUUUGUUUUAGAUUUUCCCUUCCCCCGCCCCGGACGCUAUCCGGCUGAGGGUUUGUUUCGUUGUUGCUUCUUAACCGGCCAGAAGAAAAACGCUUUACGUGUGAGAGGUGAUUUUUGUCGUCGUCGCCCUGCAAGACACGGAUCUGCACCUAUGCUCGAGGAGGAGGGAAAUAAGAUCAACUGAGGUUUUCCCUACCUCCGGCUGAACGUGAGAGUUCAAGUGACACCCCCACUGGCCUGUGGCUGACUGACUACACAGCUAGCUGGCAUCACAGCCAGAGCUGCUAAAUUUACCUGGUCGAGGACUCUUCAAACCCUUCUGUUGACGGUAGAGAUUUGUAUCCAAAGGAAAAUCGGAUUAAUAUAACUAUGCAGAGCUUUGCGGGGAUAUCUGGCGACUACCCUGUCUGCAUGGCUAAUUUUGAAAUUGUCUGAAAUAAAUCCUUAGCACAAGGAACAGCGAGAUACUUUCUCCUCGUUUUAGGUUUUUCUUUUCUUUGUCGCUUUUUUCCUCGUACAGGAAUUUAACACUUCCAUAUCAAGGUUUUUACCGGGGAAUGGGAUACAUGCCGGAAAACUCACCACGUUUCAUAAAAAUCACAGAGGUAACAGUUUCCGUCAUCCUUGUGGUAUGAAAGGUACUCUUUGGAUUGUCUCCUGGUGGCUAAGAUGGAUCAGUCUUCCUCUGUGCUAGAAGAUCCGAAUUUACAAAAAUACUGACACCGAUAAACUUACUCCCUCUCUGGUGAAGGCAUUGGAUGUGACAGUGCAGAGAAACAUGUGUUUCACAUUUCUGACUGGUUGUUUUGGUGCAAUCAAUACCUCCACAAAAUACAGUGACUUAAGUGGUGAUUAUAAUACAGUGAGGCAUACGGAGUGCUGCUUUCGGCUUGCAUGCGAAGUGAGCACAAAUCAAAGACUCCUCAGUUCCUGUAGAGUGGGGGCUUCUGUUCCCCCCAAACUCCAGGGCGAAGGCAGCGGGCGAUGUUCCCAAACCACCAAAGAGAACCCGGCCUCGGGGUGCGGAGUGAGCAAUGACCAAAGCGCUGUCAGGAGUGGCAGGCAGUCGAAUUGGAUGGGGAUCAGUGAGACAAUAAUGGUUGGAAGAAAGGUGGAUCGCGAAAUUAUUGCCCGAAGGAAUAGCUGGGGAGACGGAACGAUGAUAAAGUUAAACUUCUGUUUCUUCUUCUGUCGGGGAUGGUGGGCGUUUCUGUUGCUUCAGCUCCACAUGUUGCAAGCACUGGCACAAGAUGAUGUUGCACCGUACUUCAAGACUGAGCCAGGCUUGCCCCAGAUACACUUGGAAGGAAAUCGUCUUGUGCUGACGUGCCUUGCUGAAGGCAGCUGGCCCUUGGAAUUUAAGUGGUUACGCAAUGACAGUGAAAUAACCAACUACUCCAGUGAAUAUAAGUACAUCAUCCCAGCUUUGCAGAGGUCUGAUGCUGGUUUUUAUCAGUGUGUUGUACGAAACAGGAUGGGGGCAUUGCUGCAAAGAAGAUCGGAAGUUCAAGUGGCAUAUAUGGGAAAUUUUAUGGACACAAACCAGCGAGAAACAGUGACUGAAGGACAAGCUGCAGUUCUAAACUUCCUGCAUAUAUUCAGCUAUCCAAGACCACAAGUGACAUGGUUUAGAGAUGGGCACAAGAUUAUACCAAGCAGCAGAAUGGCCAUAACAAUGGAGAAUCAGCUGGUGAUCCUUGCAACGUCUGCAACAGAUGCAGGAGGCUACUAUGUCCAAGCUGUCAAUGAAAAGAAUGGUGAGAACAAGACAAGUCCGUUUAUUCAUCUCAGCGUAGCAAGUGCUGGCGACCCAUCCGACACGGUGGCUCCUGUCAUCGUAGUCCCUCCGCAGAAUACGAGCGUUGUAGCCGGCAGCGGUGACGUCACGCUGGAGUGUGUGGCCAGUGCCAGACCUGUUGAGAGACUAAGCAUGUCUUGGAAGAGAAAUGGAAUAAAAAUAACCAGCGGAAUUAGCAGUUUUGGGAGACGUCUCACUAUCACCAACCCAACCUCUGCUGACGUUGGGAUGUACUUCUGUGAAGCAAAAUUGAGAGACAGCACCGAGGAACCAGCAGGAGCGAAAGCCUUCCUUUCUAUAAUGGAACCACCAUAUUUUACUGCUGAGCCUGAGAGUCGGAUUUUGGCUGAAGUGGGGAAAGACGUGGACAUCUUGUGCCAAGCUAUGGGUGUCCCCGUUCCCACCCUGGUCUGGUAUAAGGACUCAGUUCCUCUGAGCAAGCUGCAGAACCCUCGCUACAAAGUACUGCUGAGCGGUGGGCUGCGGAUUCACGGGCUGCAGCCUGAGGACUCUGGGAUCUACCAGUGUUUUGCAAGUAAUAAAGCUGGGGAGAUGCAGACGUACACCUGCCUGGAUGUAACUAACAUUAAACCAGCAUUUCUACAGCCUCCAGUGGAUACUACUGUUACCGAGGGGAUGACUGCAGUGCUAACGUGUGAAGUUUCAGGGGCUCCAAAACCUGCCAUCUCAUGGAAGAGAGGGAACCAGAUCUUAGCCAGCGGCUCAGUGCAGAUUCCUCGGUUCAUUCUUCUUGAAUCAGGAGGGCUCCAGAUAACACCCGUUUUCCUUCAGGAUGCUGGCAAUUAUACUUGCUACGCAGUCAAUUCUGAAGGAGCCCUGAAUGCCUUUGUGCUGCUGACAGUGUGGAAUCGGACUUUUAUUGUUCACCCUCCCGAGGAUAGCACGGUGAUCAAAGGAACCACAGCCACUCUGCGAUGUGAGGCAACUCAUGAUCCUCGAAUUUCAGUCAGGUAUGUUUGGAAGAAAGACAGUGUUGUAAUAAAUCCAUCCAGCAGUUCCAGGAUUACAGUAGAGAAAGGUGGAACCCUCCUCAUCAGCCAAACAUGGUCAGGUGACAUCGGAGACUAUACUUGCGAGGUCAUUUCUUUUGGAGGAAAUGACUCCAGAAUGGCUCGACUAGAAGUGAUUGAACUGCCUCAUUCCCCUCAGAAUCUUCUGGCCACUCUGAAUUCCUCGUACAGCCGCAGCGUGAUGCUCUCCUGGGUGCGUCCCUUUGACGGGAACAGCCCUGUUCUCUACUACAUGGUAGAGCUAUCUGAGAACAAUUCUCCCUGGAAGGUCCACCUAUCAAAUCUUGACCCAAAGAUGACCAGUGUCACUGUGAGGGGACUAACUCCAGCUCGAACCUACCAAUUUAGGGUGUGUGCUGUUAACCAGGUGGGAAAGGGCCAGUACAGCUCUGAGACCAGCAGGUUGAUGUUACCUGAGGAGCCUCCCAGCGCCCCGCCUAAAAACAUAGUGGCCAGUGGGCGCACUAAUCAGUCGAUCAUGGUCCAGUGGCAACCUCCUCCUGAAAGUGAACAUAAUGGAGUUCUUCAUGGGUACAUCCUAAGGUAUCGCCUGGCAGGGCUCCCUGGGGAAUACCAGUAUAAGAACAUCACCAGUGCCGAAAUUAACUACUGCUUAGUGAAAGACCUUAUCAUUUGGACCCAGUAUGAAAUCCAGGUGGCAUCUUACAAUGGAGCUGGGCUGGGAGCAUUCAGCAGACCUGUGGCAGAGUACACUUUACAGGGAGUGCCUACAGCUCCGCCGCAAAACGUGCAAGUAGAAGCUGUGAACUCCACAACCAUUCAGUUCCUCUGGAGCCCUCCACCCCAGCAGUUCAUCAAUGGUAUUAACCAAGGAUACAAGCUUCUCGCAUGGCCAGUGGAUGCACCAGAGACCGUAAAUGUGGUCACUAUUGCUCCAGAUUUUCAUGGUGUUCAUAGCGGCUACAUCACCAACCUGAAGAAAUUCACUACUUACUAUACAUCUGUUCUGUGUUUCACCACACCUGGCGAUGGACCACGAAGUACACCCCAACUCCUGCGCACCCUUGAAGACAAGCCGGGAGCUGUGGGACACCUGAGCUUUACUGAAAUUCUGGACACGUCUCUCAAGGUCAGCUGGCAAGAACCUGUAGAAAAAAAUGGCAUCAUUACAGGCUACCAGAUCUCCUGGGAGGUGUAUGGCAGGAAUGAAACUCGUCUUGCCCGCAUGUUAACCAACAUGACUCUCGAGUACAAAAUUACGGGGCUUUCAUCUCUCACCACCUACACAAUUGAGGUGGCAGCUGUGACUGCAAAAGGGAGCGGAUGGGUCACUUCCUCCACCAUCUCCUCUGGUGUGCCCCCAGAACUUCCAGGUGCUCCAUCCAACCUGGUGAUUUCCAACAUCAGUCCUCGCUCUGCCACUCUUCAGUUCCGGCCAGGGUAUGAUGGCAAAACCUCCAUCUCCAAGUGGAUAGUUGAAGGCCAGGUUGGUGUUCUGGGUGAUGAAGAAGAGUGGGUGAAUCUUCGUGAGGUGGAGAAUGAGCCUGAUGCUCAGAUGCUGGAGAUACCCAACCUUAUUCCUUACACUCAUUACAGGGCUCGGGUGCCCGUUUUGUAUAAAAGAGGCCCCCAGAAGUUUGCAAAGUAUUGGCAAUGUGUGCUGUGUGAUAAUGUGCUUUUUCUUUGUCUUGUUUGCCAGCCCCUCCCCGACACGCAGUAUAAUGGCAAUCCCGAAUCAGUGGGGUACCGGCUAAAGUUCUGGCGAGCGGACCUGCAAUCUCUCCCGCUGAUGAAGGUUAUCAACGACCGGUUGGAGAGAGAGUACACGAUUGAAGAUCUGGAGGAAUGGACAGAAUAUGAACUGCAAAUUCAGGCUUUCAACGCCAUUGGGGCAGGACCAUGGAGUGAAGUAGUGCGAGGUCGUACACGGGAGUCCGUUCCCUCUGCUCCUCCUGAGAAUGUGUCUGCCGAAGCGGUGAGCUCUACCCAGAUCCUUCUGACAUGGACCGCAGUCCCCGAGUCCGAGCAGAACGGGCUCAUCCUGGGUUAUAAGAUCCUUUUUAAGGCAAAAGAUUUAGACUCUGAACCAAAGAACCAAGUAAUAAGAGGUAAUCACACUCAGUCUUUCCUGCUUUCUGGCUUGCGGAAAUAUGUGCUCUACGAGAUCCAGGUAUUAGCAUUCACUCGGAUUGGAGAUGGAGUCCCCAGCUCUCCUGCAGUUAUAGAGAGAACCAAGGAUGAUGCCCCCGGGCCACCUGUGAGGCUGGUGUUCCCCGAGGUGAGGCUCACGUCGGUACGGAUUGUUUGGCAGCCACCGGAGGAGCCCAAUGGGAUUAUUCUGGGAUAUCAAAUUGCCUACCGCCUGGCCAGCAGCAGCCCUAACAAGUUCACAACGGUAGAGGUUGGCUCAACAGUCAGGCAGUUCACUGCAACAGAUCUCGCCCCUGAGUCAGCAUACAUCUUUCGGACAUCUGCCAAGACCAGACAGGGUUGGGGGGAGCCACUGGAAGCUACGGUGAUCACUACAGAAAAACGAGAACGACCAGCACCUCCCAGGCAGCUGAUGACCCCCCAGUCUGAUGUGUCAUCACGAAGUCUGCAGCUAAAGUGGGUCCCUGGAAGUGAUGGAUCUUCACCAAUACGCUACUUUACUGUACAAGUGCGAGAACUGCCAAAUGGAGACUGGCAAACCUACUCCUCAUCCAUCAGCCAUGAGGCUACAUCUUGCAUUAUUGAAAGCUUGAACCCAUUUACCUCUUACAAACUGCGAGUGAAGGCAACUAAUGAUAUUGGAGACAGCGACUUCAGUGCAGAGACUGAAGCAGUCACAACUCUGCAGGAUGUUCCAGGUGAACCACCCAGUUCUGUGUUAGUAACUCCCCACACUACUUCAUCUGUCCUUGUGCAGUGGCAGCCACCAAAGGUCGAGAGUCUAAAUGGCUUGCUGCUGGGAUACCGGAUCUACUAUCGGGAGCUGGAUUAUGACACCGGAUCUGGAACAGAAUCCAAAAGCAUCAAGAACCCCUCAGCUUUGCGAGCGGAGCUCACACCCCAAAGCAGCUUCAAGACAGUGAACAGCAGCUCUGCAUUAACAACGUAUGAAUUAACACAGUUGAAGAAAUACAAGAGAUAUGAAGUUUUAAUGACAGCAUAUAAUGUAAUUGGUGAGAGCCCUACCAGCACACCGGUGGAAGUCUUUGUGGGUGAAGCAGCACCAGCCAUGGCCCCGCAGAACAUCCAAGUAAACUCCCUUUCCGCAAGCCAGCUGGAGCUCACCUGGGACCCCCCUCCUGUCGACAGCCAAAAUGGGAACAUACAAGGCUACAAGAUUUAUUACUGGGAGAGUGACAUCCAAAAUGACACGGAGAAAGUGAAGGUCCUCUUCCUCCCGGAGACAACAGUCCGGCUCAAAAACCUGACCAGCCACACACGCUACAUGGUCUGCAUUUCUGCUUUCAAUGCAGCUGGAGAUGGUCCAAGGAGCAGCCCAUCACAGGGCAGGACACAUCAGGCUGCACCCAGUGCUCCCAGCUUCUUGGCGUUCUCCGAAAUCACUUGCACAACACUCAAUGUAUCUUGGGGCGAGCCGACAGCUGCAAAUGGAGUCCUGCAGGGUUAUCGAGUAGUCUAUGAGCCUUUGGCUCCGGUCCAGGGGGUGAGUAAGGUGGUGACCGUGGACAUAAAAGGAAAUUGGCAACGCUGGCUGAAGGUCCGAGAUCUCACCAAGGGCAUGACCUAUUUAUUCCAAGUGCAAGCCAGAACCAUUGCCUAUGGGCCUGAAUUGCAAGCCAAUGUCACAGCGGGGCCAGCAGAAGGGUCUCCUGGCUCCCCUCAGGAAAUUCUGGUGACAAAAUCUGCUUCUGGACUGACGCUGCAGUGGACUGAGGGAGAUUCAGGAGAAAAACCCACAACUGGAUACAUUAUAGAGGCACGGCCCUCAGAUGAAGGACUGUGGGAUAUGUUUGUGAAGGAUAUCCCUCGCAGCGCUACCUCCUACACAGUCAGCCUGGACAAGCUGAAGCAGGGGGUGACCUAUGAAUUUAGAGUGGUGGCUGUCAAUGAAUUUGGCUAUGGAGAGCCAAGCGUUCCCUCUGUGGCAGUAUCAGCACAAACAGAAGCCCCUUUUUAUGAGGAGUGGUGGUUUCUGCUGGUGAUGGCUCUCUCUAGUCUGAUCCUCAUCUUGUUAGUGGUGUUUGCAUUGGUCCUGCAUGGCCAGAGCAAGAAAUACAAGAACUGCAGUGCAGGUAAAACCAUCUCCAAUAUGGAAGAGUCAGUCACCCUGGAUAAUGGAGGCUUCACUGGUCUGGAGCUCAACAGCAGGCACCUAAACAUCAAGAGCACCUUCUCAAAGAAAAAUGGUACCAGGUCUCCUCCUCGCCCAAGCCCUGGGGGGCUGCACUACUCUGAUGAGGAUAUCUGCAACAAGUACAAUGGAGCUGUGCUAACCGAGGGCUUAGGCCUGAGCGAGAAGCCCUUGGAAGUAUCAGAGUCAGAGGCCACUGACUCAGAUUACGAAGAUGAGCUGCCAAAGCACUCCUUCGUGAACCAUUACAUGAGUGACCCCACAUACUACAAUUCUUGGAAGCGCCAGCAGAAAGGGGUGAAGCACCCAUCAUCCUACAGAUAUGAGGAGUGCGCGGCGAGCGAGGCAGAACCCUAUUUCCAGACUGUCAUCACGACACAGAGCUCAGGAGGGGUGUACACCCCAACGGGACAGCCCGCGCCCGGCUCCCGGACUCCAGUGACAGGGUUCUCCUCCUUCGUCUGACACCGGCGGGGACGAACCAGCACAGCCGAACCUCCGGCGGAGCUCCGAGUGACCCGUCACAGUGACUGUGUGUGUGCGACCAGUGCGGUGAACUCUGUGGGUAUCUUCUCUAUCAGGGUAGAAUGGAUGGGAACACGAAUGAGGCUAUUUUUUUUCUGAAGACAAUCAACUCUAAAAAUAUGGAGCUGAACUAGCUGAACCUUUCUUUAAAAAAAAAAAAAAGUUCUGAAAAGUGACAAUUUUAACCACUUGUGAAUAGUAGGGGUUUUUUAACUGCUUUUUUGUAACACGGCUUCAGGAAGCAGCUCCCAUAUCCUUCUCUUCCCUUUUUCUUUUUCUCCCCCCCCCUCUUAUCCCCCGUUCCCAAACAAGGAGGUGAAUUCCCUAGAUGCAAUGAGUGACUUUGUGAUGUGAUCUGAAGAGAAAAUACAUGAGACCUCCCAGGUUCCUUUUUCUUUCCUUUUUUUUUUUUUUGAUUUUCUCCAUCAUCAGGGUCAAGUAGGAAAAUAUAGAGAAAGGACAAAUAUCUACAUGAAAAGCAGGCACCUCCUCUCUCCUCUUCUCAUUGCUGUACCCCACGUUAGGAGCACCGGCUGAUUAACUCAGGCUCAGAUGUGUCACUGUCUGCUCUAGGCUCACUACUGGUGUUUUCGUACUGAAUUGCUGACCUGCUUUUCGUUCUUGUUCAAAUGGGGCCUGCUGCAUUCUUGAAAUAUUCCAACUCCAGGACCUUUAGGAGGGGAGAUGGCUCAAAAGAGAGCCCUAGACAGCAGUGGGUGAAGCAAGUGAGAAGAAUUAAGAUGCAAGGUCAGUUUAUAUUUGCUGUGGCCCUAAUUCUCCCCUGUGGACUGCAUAUGCCAUUUGAAUUGUACAUUUUUUUAAAAGUCAAAGGACAUAACCCAGCAGGCCAGGGGAAACUUUCAAUUAAGAUUGCAGUGACAGGCUAGAGAGUCCAUUAAUUGGUGAAUUUUUUGAUCAUCAAAAUUAUCCUGUCCUAUCAAUAGAAGUUGAGCCUCAUUUUGUGCCCAGAUUCUGCAGCACUGCUUACUGAUCUGUCAAAAAGUGUAUGGUAGCUGGGUUUGUUUGUUUGUUUGUUUGUUUUUUUAGUGCAAAGACACGUCACACAGAUUGGGUGAAUUUUGGUGUCCACAGGUGCCUUUUAUUGAUUCUGCAGCUUUGUGUCUGAGGGAAGCAACAAAGUGUCUCCAAAUAAAGCUAACCAGGUUUUUUUAAGCAUUAGGGUCAUGAAUUAUCUUGUACACGUUUACAGGCUGCUUUAUGCACUUCCAGCUACAGCUUUUUAAAGAAAGAGAGGGGAUUUUUAGUUUGUUUUCCAUGCUUUUGUACAGCUCCCUUUUUGUUUCCUUCUUAUUCCCCUGCAGAACUGCAACCAGUUUAUCCUUUUACUGAGUCCGUUGUGUUUAGCAGCAAAUUAUUUUGCUCACAAGGAAGCUGUCAUGUGCUUAAAGAAUCCCAGUCCAGCCCUUGGACCUAGGAACAGUCCUGGAUUGCUGGACUUUUUACUGCAAGUGUUUGAAAGGGGGAUUUGGAAGUAGGCAUGCCCUUGUCACUCCAGCAUCCAGCAUUUCCUCCCAGAUGGGUAUAGAAGAGGCAGGAUAAUAGGCAUCCUGCCGCUUGCUAAUGUCCCGUCAGGGCACAUGUGGGCAUUGUUACUAUUGGAAAUUGUCCUUACCCUCUCUGGAGGGAUGUGGGACAGUGGUGGCACUGCCUGCUGGUGGUCUUCAAGGCAGGUCGUUGAAACCAACCUGGCAUUGAUUACUGCUGCUGCCCAUCAGGGCUGGUUAGCACCUCACCUGAGCAGGUGAGAUCCGAGGGCAAGCUCAGCACUGCUAUCACCUUUCAGUGCCUCUGUGACAAGGCAAACGAACUCAGAACUGCUUUUAUUCUUUGGCACUGCCUCUGAGCACUGCUGCUCUUGGUGCAUACUGAUUCUGGAUUGAGGUUCCUCUCCAAAGGCUCCGGAAAGAAAAAGUUCAAAACCAAAAAUUCCAGUGUGUGUGUGUAUUCAAGGGCUUUUGAAUUUGAGAUAAUGAUCCACAGCUCAUUAGAUGGCAAAUGACUUGCAAAGACGUAGGCUUGAGCCAAAACCCUGUGAGCCAUCCCCUUUUCUGCACCUGGAUAGGAUCUGUGUGGGAAGGAGAAGAGGCUCCAAAGAGGAUGACAUGAGAUUACUGUGAAGAGGAACGCAAAACAAACAAACAAAAAGCGCUGCCUUCUGUGCACUUUGACUGUUCUCUUAAGCCAUAUGGACUUUGCUUUAAUUACUCAACGGGCAAAAAUUUGUUCUCAGUCUAUCAUUUGAGUUUUUUGUUUCUUAGACAAAAUUAUCUGUGUGACUUUCUGAUUUGUUUUCUUUCUCCCUUGUUAUUUCCUGCAUCAGAUUACAUAUUUUAGACACCCUGUUUUCUAUACAUGUGACAUAGCAGUGCAGUUGCUGUUGGCGUUUUAGUGGUGCUCAUCCAACAGCUGUGAGAGGUAGUGUUACGGGAAAAGAUUUCCAAGGACCACUGCGGAAGUUAGCUAUAGAGGUUAGAAGAAAACAGAUCAAGCUACUGAAGAGCUUGCUCCGAAGGUAAGCAUAGCUCCACAUCUCCUGCAGGUAUUGCCAGAUCUGGAUUGAUGUGAGGUGCAGCUAGUCCCUGGGGUUAUUGUGAUACCGCAUUGAGCCAAAAAGCAAGGAAGCCACGUAGAAUAAAGGAAUUGGACUUCACGGCGCUGUUCCGCUGAAGAAGAACAUGGGGAACAGCAAGAUCUGUACUAAGCAAGGAGAAGAGAUUACCCAUUCUUCCUCAGAGCCAUCUGCAGCUAAAAUGUUCCAGCGUGCUGAGGGCCUGCCGAGUUGGCUGUACGGCCCUUUUCUUCUGACUGCCUCCAAACUAAAACGUCAGGUGUGAUUCUUUUAGGACCUGUUGAUCUGAACAAAGGAAUUUCUGUUCCAUGCCAGUGCACGCUACUGUCCCUGUGGGGUUUUGUUUUGUUUAGGGGUUGGCUUUUCUUACAUGCGGGUUUAUUUUUUUUUAAGCAUUCACAGGGCGUGGAUGUGCCCUACCCUGCUCACCCCUGAGAUAAGAGUAGGAGGUGUAUUCUCCUGCCCACUGCUUCGUGUAGCUACAUGCAUGAUGCCUGUACCUUGUUGUUAGCAUGCUGUAUUCGUAAAAUAUGAUUAAUAGGUAUGUUUUAUUUACCUCAGGUAUCAGGUAAAUUGUUCUAUCUGGAAGGAAACACCCAUCAGUUAGCAAGAAAGCUCUCUUUCAUUGCUGUAGUCUUUGAGAGUCACAGUCUUGAAAUAUGACUUUUAAACAUUAGCUGUCCUGUUAAAAUAACUUCACCCAUGAAACUCACUUUUGUUUCAUCUUAUUGUUCAGAGCAGUCUUGAAAAAUGAAGGCUUAUAUUUAAAACUCCUUCCUAGGAUAUUUAAUUUGUAUUUAUUUAUUUACUUUCCCUUGUUUCUCCGGUCUCUUGAUGGCUCUCAUUAAGAAACCAAAACAGCCUCAUGAAAUGACCGAGAGAGACAUUUCAGGGAGCGGUUUAAUAGGAGCUCAUUUUUCAUGCAAUAGCCAUGGAACUAUCCAGUUUCCUACCAGAAAAGAGUGCCCACGUCUUCACACCCCUCCCAGGGCUGAGAGGACAUCCGCCACCACUGUCAGGCAUGCUACCAGCACUCCCAGUGAGUACCGAACCUCAGGUUGUCUCUGUAAUAAAUCCUGCUCUGGUGCAAAAGCGCACACGAGUAAAUAAGCCAUCCAAGGCCCCUUGUGCUGUUCCAGCCCGUUCUCAAUGGAGCAUUAUGUUCCCCCCAAAAGUCUGUUUCACACAUGGACCUUGGCUGUUUGGGUGCGAGCAGCAGUAGUGAGAAGGGACAGGAGAGGGCACUGUUUUAUUUGCAUCAGUGACAGCCUCUUUUUCCCCCACCCUGGGAGUUACCAGGUGGAAAUGCUUUCUCGGGGAGGGCAGGGAGAAGCCUCAGCAGAACAGAGCAGAGGGUUUCAGCAACAUUUACUAAAGGAAUCACACUGUGGUCAGCAAUCCUGCUUUUGGAAACUCUUAGCAUUGUGGGAGAGAAGGGAAAAAAGCAUUUGAAAAAGGAAACUGGUCCAUUAUCCAACAGGACUUUUUUCCUCCUCCUUUUGCGUCUUAAAGCCAGUGACGCUUUGCAGAUGGGCCAUGAUCUAAUUUUAUCUGUUUACACCCAGGUCUCAGCCAGAAGCUGCUGUAGCGAUUUUUUUAGAAUAAGCAUCUGAGUCUAUCCUGAUGUGGGGAUACAUUUAUUAUCCUUGUCAUUUCUUUCCUCCAGAAAUCCGUUGGGUCAUCCAAAGAUUAUCCUAUUCGCUCUCCAAAAAGAGAGGAGAAAUAGCUGUUUAUGCAUAGAUAGCACUGAUGUCUUCUCUCCUUGCAGUUUUCAGACUGAGAUUUGCUUCAGAAAAUCCCUUUCAGUAAAGGAAUUUGCCAGGAAACUUUAAAAAGAAAAAAGCAAGAACAAAAACCUUUGGACGGGCCAUUAGAAAUCAGCGUUCCCAGAAACUUGAAACCUGUAGAGAGAACACAAUCCCCAAACCUCCUAUCUUUAGAGAACUCCUUUAUCAAAAAUAGCCAAAAGGGUACCAGCUAUGACAGGUUGGAUCUGGAGAGGAAAAGCCAUCACAGGACAGUUGCUAGACAGGCCCUUUGCAUUGUAAACAGCCUCAUUCAAACUUGAAUUCGUCCGUGUUUGGUCACAUUUUCUAGGUCAUUUUUAUAGGUUUUUGCCACAAUGUAUGGAGUCCAUGCAACACCAUGGUGUUACUAGAGGUCACGUGGGGAGAGGUAUAUUGCCAUUUCUGUUCACAGAAGAAACAUGCGUGGUGAUGUGGUUGCACAGUGUCCAUUGAAACCUCCUCCUUGCAGAAGGCCACCCUUAAGUUAGGAGCAUCAUUAAGCCCAAGACUGAAAAUGUUGGGCUGGGCGUGAGCUUUAAAUGGCUUCAUUGGACAAGUCCCCAGAAAUUCUUCAUCUUUCUGUAUUCCUCUUCUUCUCACCCACAUCUCUACCCCGCCAACCCUCCCAGACAACUAAAUUUGGCUUGCACUUUGUGAAGUUGUAAAGUUUGCCACCCCCAGCACUGAUAGCCCUCACAUGUCCCGGGGCUGACACAUGCACGUUUUACAUGGCCUUGGAGCCUCAGGAUUCGGCAGGAGAUUUGGUUUGGCAGGAAAUGCGUUACUUCGGUUGGAUUCUAUUUGAUGGCGGUGAACUUUCUUGGGGUUUAAAUCCUUGGAUAUAGAGACUGUAGCGGAGUUACAGAGCUUUAUAGCGAAUUAUUUUCCCAGGUAUGUCUGCUUCUCCAGAACCAAGCCUGGAAAUGAUACCUUUCCACCAGAGCGAUGCGGCCACUGCACCGGUCCUGCCGGUCUGAUAGCGUUAACCGCGAGGGCAGCGCUGGCAGCUCUCAGGUCACAGAAAGGUGCAAAAAAACCCCACAGACCAGGUAUGAUGAGUCUGUAGCCAGUCAUUUUUCCACUCUUUGGUAUCUGCUGUCGGUUUAGGGGUAGGACCACCUUACACAGCUAUGUUUCAGAGUUACCCUUCGAUGUAUUAUGGUGAUCAGGUCGUUGCUUUUACUUCAGUGUCUCCUUGGGGAUUUGACCUGGUUUUUUUGUUCCACACCUCUUGUUAGCCUCACCUUCACCACUCCACUGUUUUAUAUGAGAAAGUUACUUCUUCUUUUGCAAACUUGCUUCAA